GCUAGCUAUAAAGGACAGAAACACUUCCGCAGUAUCUCAGUCAGUAAACCACUACCAUUUGCAAACUUGCGAUUCUAAUAGAAUAUAUAAACCUGCCUUCACUUGACAGACUUGACCUUGAGAGUCUUUGUCAAUUAAUUAAGUGAUCGAGAAAAGCAUAAAUUUGUUGGAGGUUAAACCAAAGAACAGACCAUGGUUGUCAUUGUCACUUAAUUUUUUCUGUAUAAACUCAUGUUCUGAGGUGAACGUGUAUAGAAUAAGACAUACUGUUAUUUACUACCUGUGCCUGGAACAAUUGUUCUGUAUAUUUCAUUUGACAAUCUCGGACUAGUGAUUAAUCAGAGGAUUAUUGAUUAAGUGAGACUUUAAUGAGUGCCAGAGGCAUUGAAUUAAGUGCGAGAAGAGUCGUUAUCUGCGGUGACAGGAGAAUGGUACUCAGCAAACAUGUGAAAAAUUACAGGAGGGGAGUCUCGCUGACCAGACGUCUGACAGAAAGUGCAACUGGCAGAAAUGACCCUGAGAACCUAAAAGCAAUGGCUGACAAGCUUUCGAACUCCAUGAAUUUGAUCUCAAAAACAAAGACCACAAUGACCCUCCAGAGCCAGUGGAAGGUGCUGGCCCAAUUGAAGGGUUAUCUAGCUAGGCCAGAGUACAAAAAUUUCCAGAUAAUAUUCAGCAAGUACUGGAUGGAGGCUGUCCAGAAGAUGACGUACCCCUCCACUGAGACUUUGCGAUCCUUUUCCAUGGCGGACCAGUCAAACGACAAGAAUAUCCCAUCAACCAGUGACGAGAAAACGUCCAAUGGUACUGAUGAAAUAAAAUCACCCAAAGAUCUUGAGGCUUCCGUCAGCAAAUCAGUUCAACUGGUGAAGAACAAGGAGCCGGAGGUGCCCCAGAGCCAGUCUCUGACCGCAGAUCAGAUGAUUCAGAACACCAAGGAGCAGAUAAUGGCUCUUCCCCAAGCAGUCAGUGAAUUCUUCGAUAAAUUAAGUCCCAAGAAACCGACACCCCUAAUGACAGUACCAAAAUGGAAGACUAAUCUCAACAAUAGCAUCACUAAACACAGCAUUGCAUCCAGGACGAAGCACGUGUUGAACAGCAUCAGCACAGCUGAGUCGAUAGCCUCACAAUCGAGGAGGAUCGAGGACUUGUUGACUCACAUCGAGCAGUAUCCGGAGGCCAGACAUCUUGCCCUGAAGGAAGGGGCCGUCACCAUUCUCCUGAGAUUGAGGCAGCAAGCCCACAACGAGAAGAUCAUCGAGUCCAUUAGGGAGGCUCUUGCUGUAAUGGGAUAUGUGGAUCCUGUGCCUCGUCGGGGGAUUAGAAUUCUCUCCAUCGAUGGCGGUGGUAUGAGGGGACUUCUUGUCAUUGAAAUGCUUAAGAAACUCGAAGAGUUGACUGGACAGAGGGUUCAUGAGAUGUUCGAUUACAUGUGCGGCGUCAGCACUGGGGCUAUUCUGUCUGCUGUUCUUGCGACUAUUCGGGACUCCAGUGAUGCUGGUGGGCACAAGAGAAAGACUCUCGACGAGAUUUCCGAUCUGUACAAGGAUCUGAGCGCCAAAGUCUUCACCCAGGGCGCACUUAGAGGCACCAGCAGCUUGAUGUGGAGUCAUGCUUAUUACGACACUGCGUUGUGGGAGCAGAUACUCCAGGAACAGCUCGGGGAUAAAGAUUUGAUAAAGACUCAACGCGAUCCCAAUUCACCAAAGUUUUCAGCAAUUGCAUCAGUAUUCGACAAUGUUCAGAUAAUGGCAUACAUAUUCAGAAACUACACUCUCCCUCCAAGAGUGGAAUCCCAAUAUAUGGGCUCACACAGGCACAAGAUAUGGGAGGCCGUGCGAGCCUCUGCCGCAGCCCCAACAUAUUUCGAGGAGUUCAAACAUGGAAAAUACAUUCUAUCGGACGGUGGAAUAAUGGUCAAUAACCCAUGUGCUGUGGCCAUCCACGAGGCUAAAUUGUUGUGGCCAAAUACACCUAUACAGUGUGUGGUUUCCUUUGGUACUGGGAGAACACCGCCGUACAUCAACGAUGGGGACGAGAGCAAGGGCACAAAUGCCUCCAGUUGGAAGGAUAAAUUCGAUAAAAUUCUGGCCAGUGCUACUGAUACCGAAGGCGUGCACACAAUGUUGAAUGAUCUCCUGCCGGACCAUGUCUACUACAGAUUCAAUCCCUACCUUACAGAGAUGCUCCCGAUGCAGGAGACGAGGCCGGAAAAAUUGAGCCAGCUGGAGCAAGACGCGAGAAUGUACAUACGGAAGAAUGAUGAUAAAUUCCAUCACGCUGCGAUCGCCCUCAACCUGAAGAAACCGAUACCCCAGAAAAUUGUUGAUUUUCUGAAGCUGCGGAAGCAACUGCUCGGCUUUGACUAGGGGAAAUCCGAGAAAAUUAAAUGCAUUUUUUUGUGCCAUAGGAUAUCAAUCCCGACUGUGAUAUUAUAUAGACAGAUACGUGUGAUUCUUAUUUAAGAGGUAAAUUCAUGUUAGUAUUGUUAGGAAUUCUUGCCAGUGAUUUUUGUUAGUUGACCAUUAUGUUGUAGUAUCGGCGGUGAUCUACUUAUAAAUGUACAUGAAAAUAAAUAAGUUAUUUAUUGUUGUAACACGAUAAUUUUGUAAUUCAAUUCAGCAUCAAAUGAAUUGUUUCUGUCAUUAUUCUUGUUGUCAAUAAAAUAAUAUUUAAAGA
This is a messenger RNA of Diachasmimorpha longicaudata, 2679 nucleotides long. Its product is annotated as calcium-independent phospholipase A2-gamma-like. Gene Ontology annotation, biological process: arachidonate metabolic process. The record is from RefSeq and is a predicted model, not a curated record. Gene Ontology annotation, cellular component: membrane. The transcript has 6 exons. Bases 369 to 2369 code for a protein of 666 amino acids. NCBI's taxonomy places the organism in Eukaryota, Metazoa, Arthropoda, Insecta, Hymenoptera, Braconidae.